Molecule: messenger RNA, 1860 nt
Organism: Closterium sp. NIES-65
Lineage: Eukaryota; Viridiplantae; Streptophyta; Zygnematophyceae; Desmidiales; Closteriaceae
Source: the annotation of a GenBank genome assembly
AUGGAAUCCCUUCAAGGCCACCGCAACGUGCUCCCCCUCCUCGGAUUGUACGAAGAUGAGAAAUCCGUCUACAUUCUGACGGAAUUGUGCGACGGCGGCGACAUUUUCAGCCUGAUCGUGCAAACCGGCGGCAUUCCCGAACGAGCGGCUGCGAUGAUCUUCGUGCAGGUCGCCGAUGCCGUGAGAUGGUGCCACGUGCACAGAAUCGCGCAUCGCGACAUCAAACCCGAGAACGUACUCAUCACCACUCGUGCCACGACUGCCACUACCUCCGCCACCGCCGCCGGCAACGAUUCGCCCGACGCGGGCCUUCGGCUCGAUGCGCGCCUCGCGGAUUUUGGCCUCGCGAUGGAGAUCCCGAGGGGCUUCUCUCUGCGCGGCGCCGUCGGCAGCGCGCCGUACGAGGCGCCGGAAGUUCUGGCGGGGGAUCUCUACAGCUUCGGCGCGGACAUCUGGUCGCUCGGAGUGCUCCUGUACGCAACUAUCUCCUCGAAAUGGCCCUCUUUUCCCGGAAACGUGCGCAAGUUUCUGCCCGAGGUCGAUUUUUCCGUCGCACCCUGGCCGUCCGUGUCGGUUGAGGCGAAAGAUCUCAUCCGUCGGAUGCUGACCUUGGACGCGAGCCAACGGUUGGAUAUCGACGGCGUGUUGGCGCACCCGUGGCUCCGAAUCGCAUCAUCUCGUAGCGAGUCAAGAAAAGCGCCACGCAGUUUAAAAUUAUCGCAACAACCAAGCGUUCCCGUAGCGCCGUUUCUUCCUCCCACGGAAGCUCCCAAACUCGAUUUCGGACCCGAGACCGCGGCGCCCCAACUCGAUUCUCGCCCCGACUCGUCCAAAGCGCGCCGAACUGGCUGCUCUUCUCAGUCCGCGGCUGACGUGGACUAUUCAGAGGCGACGCGCAUCGCGGAUAAUUCCAAAGCGAGCAGCGCGGGGGUUCCGAGGCACGCCAGCUUUGACGAAUGGAGUGAGUGCGGCGCGGAAGGUGGGCGCGCGGAGGCUGGCUGCGCGGAUGCUGGUUGCGCGGACCUCUCCGAGCCCGUCCUUCGCGCGGCGGAAGCCGACCAGCGCAGCGCGGAAGCGGCAAGUUGCGGCACCGCAUCCGCCGCAAUUGCGUGCUGGGCGACCUCGCCGCGUCGGCCGUGGUCGCAGCGAUCCCCGUCAGACGAGACGCGCCGCGACUCAUCCCAAAGAGGUUCUGACCGCAGCAACAGCAGCGGCGGCAGCAGCAGUGGCGGCGGAGGCAGCGGUAGCAGCUUUAGGCCGGUGAGGUUGAAGCGGGAAGUGGCGCGCGGCAGCAAGAGCAAAGAGCCCCAGUCAGAACCUCAAUCUCAAACUCAAUCUCACGCCCCUUCGUCGGGCGUCACCCGGCUAUCUCCCAAAGCGCCGUCACCUAGACGGCAAUUCCGCCACUCCGCCUCUGCUCAGUCGCUCUGCACCGAGGGACUGCCGCUGCAGCUUCUCAAGCUGCCGUCAUUCCAUCGCGCAUCACCCUCCGCGUCGCCAUCGCCCCGCUCUUGCCCGCCACAAGGCAUUCCCCUUCAGCCCUCCACCCCCAAGGCGUUUCCUGCUUUCCCGCUGGCAUCGCCCACGGCAGCAGCUGCAUCGCCAUCGCCCCGCUCCAGCCCCCUGCAAGGGAUUCCCCUUCAACCGUCCACCCCCCGGACACCCAAGGCUUCUCCGUCUCCUCGCGGCAAGACGCGCACGGGAGCCGCUGCCGCCCUCCCCAAGGGUCCCUCAGCUCAAGCAUCUGCAGCAGAGGUCUUGUCUGCUAAGCCAGCGGGGAAGCCAAAGGGCAACAUGCGUCUGGCUGCCCACCCUGCUCUCGCCCUCCUCGCAUCGCCAUUCCGACCAGCCCAGCAAUGA